Molecule: messenger RNA, 3595 nt
Organism: Mya arenaria
Lineage: Eukaryota; Metazoa; Mollusca; Bivalvia; Myida; Myidae
Product: medium-chain acyl-CoA ligase ACSF2, mitochondrial-like
Exons: 15
Coding region: 131-1936 (601 amino acids)
Biological process (GO): fatty acid metabolic process
Molecular function (GO): medium-chain fatty acid-CoA ligase activity
Source: RefSeq, a predicted model, not a curated record
CCACCAUCAUCAUCAUGUCAACUCAUUUUUAUCACAAUUAAAUCUAGUAACUGGUCACUGGUAAUUGGUCGCUUUCGCUGCCUUUCGCAUGAUAAGUUACGCGUGUAUAUUUCACUGAGGUGAUUAUCAUAUGAUAUAUGUGGGGAAAUGGUGUAAUUUAACAACAAUGAGGAUUUUAGCAAGACUAACAAACAUCAUAGCCUUACGACGUAGACUUCCUGUUGCACAAUUCAGCACAAGUAGCAAGCGUCAUGCGCAGUUCAGCUAUACACAGGGCGCGGGGACAGUCCCACUCCGCGGCGUCACAGUGGGCCGCCUGCUGCAGGAACAGACGGAAAAGACGCCAGACAGGGAGGCUGUAGUGUUCCCCGCUGUCGGUGUUCGAAAAACCUUUGCACAACUGCUGGAAGAGAGUGACCGGUUGGCAGCGGGCCUGCUAUCCUUGGGUCUAAAAAAGGGGGACCGCCUCGGAAUCUGGGGACCAAACACGCCGGAGUGGGUUCUUGCUCAAUACGCCACGGCUAGGGCCGGUAUUAUUCUAGUGAAUAUCAAUCCGCUGUAUCGCAGCUUUGAGUUGGAGCAUGUACUUCAAAUGGUGGAGUGUAAAGCGAUUAUUUCUGACGUGCGUUUCAAGGACCAAGAUUACUACGACAUCCUGUUUCAACUUAUACCGGAAAUGGCUUCACAGAAACCGGGGAACCUCCGCAGUCAUAUCCUUCCAAGCCUCAAACAUGUGAUAAUGAUGGGGGACGAUGACCACCCUGGUACUUGGAAGUUUUCUGACGUCAUGUCGGCCGGAAGUGACGAACAGAGGCGUUCUAUAGUUGACUUGCAAGAUCGUCUGCAGUUUGACGAGGCCAUUAACAUUCAAUUUACGUCGGGCACCACUGGGUUUCCGAAGGGCGCAACAUUAUCACACCACAACAUCGUAAACAACGCCUACUUUACAGGCCAGAUUCUCGACUAUCACAACAGGGAGACCCGGAUCUGUAUCCCAGUACCACUUUACCACUGUUUCGGAAUGGUCAUAGGAAGCCUUAUGAUGCCAAACCAUGGAGCUACUUGUGUGUUCCCCAGCCCCGGAUUUGACCCCUCGACAGCCCUUAAAGCUGUACAGGAUGAAAGAUGCACGUCCCUGUACGGCGUCCCGACGAUGUUUAUCGACAUGUUGAACCACCCUGAGUUCCACAGUUUCGACCUGUCCACUCUAUACACGGGGGUGAUGGCGGGAUCGCCAUGCCCCAUAGAAACAAUGAGGCAGGUCAUAGCCAAGAUGCAUAUGGACCAAGUCACGGUAUGUUAUGGGACGACAGAAAACAGUCCCGUGACGUUCCAGAGUCAUCGAGAUGACGUCAUUGAGAAGCGUGUGUCCACCGUCGGUCACGCUCACCCCCAUGUCGAGGCAAAGAUCAUCGACGACAAUGGCGAAAUUGUUCCCACAGGAACCCCAGGGGAGCUGUGUACGAGAGGGUACAUUGUUAUGCUAGGAUACUGGGGUGACGAGGACAGGACAAAGGAGGCAAUUCUGCCUGACAGAUGGUACCUUACCGGCGAUCAGGCAGUUAUGGACGAAGACGGGUUUGUGCGCAUCACUGGGCGUAUCAAAGACAUGAUUAUCCGGGGUGGGGAAAACGUCUACCCCCUCGAGAUAGAACAGAUUCUCUACACUCACCCGAAAAUACAGGAUGUUCAGGUGGUCGGGGUGCCUGACAAGCGUCUUGGAGAGCAAAUAUGCGCCUGUGUGAUACUGAAGGACAAACAAACCGCUACAGAGGAGGAAAUUAAAGAGUUUUGCAAGGAAAAGGUCGCAAAGUUUAAGGUGCCCAAAUACGUCCAAUUUGUGAAGGAGUUUCCUUUGACCGUCACUGGCAAGGUGCAGAAAUUUAAAAUCAGGGAAGAGGCCACGAGAUCGUUGGGGCUCCUGCAUGUGACUUAACACGUGACAGAAAACACGUGACCGGAAAUACCACUUCUACAGUGAUGUCCAUGCCACGUGGUGUCUACUAAUGCAGUUUACAAUGUUAAAAUGCCUGUUUCUUUGACCGUGCUUGUAAUGUGGAUGCCUGUGUGACCUGUUUGAACGUUUGUGUCUUGUUACUUUAAGUUACAGUCGAAAUUCGUUGGCUCGAAGUCACUUGGCUCGAAAUCCUCGUUGGCUCGAACUGACUGUAAAGGGCCGAUUUCUUUAUACUGAAUUUCAGCAUUCUCGCUUUUCUCGAAAUUUCCUAGGCUUGAAGUAUUUCCUCGGGUCCUUGUUCGAGCCAACGGGGUUCGACUGUUUAGUUAAAUGACACGAAUUAAAAUCUAAAUGAUUAAGAAUCGGCGAAAUGGACGUAGCGAACGAGCCCUUCCUAAUCAUUAAGAUAUAGUUCAGGUUAUCUAACUGACCUAGAGUACAACCUUGUUGCCUGACAAAUUGUCAACGCAAUAUCUGACGCAGGGAAUGUGUAUGGGAUAUGUGGCAGCUGGCGGACCUUCAAAGAAAUUCUUAAUGAGUAAGCCUUGUACUUAAUGAUUGCCUAUCUGCAAAUUCACUGGUUCUUAAAUUAAUGUACGUUGUAUCAUAAGCAGGAUUUGUAUUGGAAUUUAUGACUACCGGACCUGUAACUGCAUUUUUAACUAUUUUUUAUAUAUGUGUGAAAGUUUUUUUUCCAUAUAUUACUUUGUAUUAAUAUACAUUAAUGUUUGUGAAAUUUACUACGAUCUCCAUGAGUUUAUCAGUCCCAAAAAACAUUGAAUUACUCGCAGCAUUAAACGUUUAUUUUACAGAUUUUAGAUUUAACAAGAAACGGUGUACACACUUUAUGUAAUGGUUAAAGGUUAUAAGAACGCAUUUACAUACCAAAUUUAAUUGGGACCCUCGUCCCAUUUAUUUGGUAAAUGCAUGCUUAUAACCAUUAACCAGCUUAGUGUUCGGAAUUAUAUUUUGUCUAACUGACCCAGCCUCUGUUUAAAUCUACUUACGGUUGACUACUGAUGUACCAAAAAAAUGCAUAUUUGGAAAAUACUGCUAUACAAUUAGACAACAUAUAAUUUCGAACACUUAAUGUUGUGUUUUUUGAUUGUUACUGUUUAUUGUUUGUAUAUGUACAUCAUUAUUAAAUUUUGUAAUGCGUGUUUUUGUGCGUACGAUGUUUGUAUGAUUUGUCAUGUAUGAUUUGAUUUCUGUUAUGACAAUCUUGAAACUUGACUGAUCUAUUUUACCACUUCACAUGCAAUAUAUUUUUUUCACAAUUUUUAUCUUUAAUUGCCAUAUUUUUGUCAUACAAAAUAAUCAAUUAUAUUAUAUUAGAAAACUUCAUCGUGUUGUUUUCUUCUUUAUCUGCAAAUGGCACGAUUACCAGUUCACAAAUUCUUUAAAAAAUAUGUCCUUUCAACCUUGUUUUAUCCCUAUAUCAAAGAUGUAUUUUUUUGUUGUAAUCAAAUGUGAAAUGUUUCUGAAAAAAAUGGAGAAAAAAAAAUGAAAUUCGUUAUGUACAUAAAAAACUAACAAGUAUACAUAGAAGAGAACAUAAGCAACAAUAAAAGUUUCUGUGGGCAACAUGGCCCUGUUGCAGUAAUAUAUGUAGACCUUACGCCACUGGCACCGGAUUUU